CUGAGAGGGACCGUGUCCUCUCUCGUGAGACAAAUAGAGGAGCAGAAGACUAAAGGGCUGCGGGACCUGAGAGAUGCCAUGUCUGACCUCAGGAGCCAAAUGGAGGAUCACAGGAGGACAGAGCAAGUAGCAUUUGGAGCAUCACUGGGACCUCAUGGAAAUCAGGGUCCAUAUAACACUGAGAUUACCCUGGUUUACAAGGUCGUUUUUGCCAAUGCUGGGAAUGCCUACAACCCAGCAACAGGUAUCUUCACUGCACCAGUGAAAGGAGUCUACUACUUCAGCUUCUCUGGUCAUAAUGUCUCCAGCAAGCCCAUGGGUCUCAGACUAAUGAAGAACGGCCAUCAGAUGGUGACAGUGUACAAUCAUGCUGCAGGUAAUCGCUAUGAGACCGGAACCAAUGGGAUGAACCUGCAACUAGAGAAGGGAGACCACGUGUACAUGCGGCUUAGGGCAAACACCUGGAUUGUUGACAAUAUCAAUCACCACAGCACUUUCAUUGGCCAUUUGCUGUUUCCACUGUAAGAAUACGAUGGUUAUCUACCCUGUUGUACCCCGGUGUGUAUUGUUUUAAAUGGUCAUGUUAGCUUCUAAUUGUUUGAGAGCAAGAAAAUGAAAAUUACAAAUACCUUGAUACCACACACUGUAGAUGUGUCAAAGUCAGCCAAGGCAUUUUUUUUUCUUUUUGAUAUUUUGAUAUUGAAGGUGUCACUGCUUACUAAGUAACUUACAGAC
Molecule: messenger RNA, 735 nt
Organism: Clupea harengus (Atlantic herring)
Lineage: Eukaryota; Metazoa; Chordata; Actinopteri; Clupeiformes; Clupeidae
Product: complement C1q tumor necrosis factor-related protein 3-like
Exons: 4
Coding region: 79-525 (148 amino acids)
Molecular function (GO): protein binding
Source: RefSeq, a predicted model, not a curated record